AUGAUGCGCAAGGAAGCAGCCGGAUCUCCCGGCGGGACUGAGGUUGCGCUGGACUCCGCCGACUGUCUGACGCUGCAGCAGAUCCUUAAAGCCUUUAACUCUAAUAUAAGCGAGGAGCACGCUUGGGCCCUAUUCUACCAAGCAUCCCGCUGUUAUCAAAAAUGUUUAGACGAAGGUACCGCCUACUAUUUACCUACGGAGCUGGGACAUGUUUUGCUUCAUAAAGACGGGACUGUGCACCCGAGCACGUUGUUACAUACAGGAGAUGACAGCAGCAGAGAAAAAGUUAAAACAGAAAAUGAGUUGGUAGUGAAUUUGGCAAUCGUGGUAUACCAUGCGCUGGAUUACACGCACGGGGAAGACGAAGAGAGACUCAUAUCACCGGACCUUGAAGGUCUCAUCACAGAGAUGACAGCUGGAAAUAUUACUGAGGACGAUGAAGAGUGUGGUCUAUCGGAGGGCUCCGAGACGUCGGAGGGCGGCCGUGCUGACACCGACGACGAGGGUAUCGAGAGGGACGCUGAACCCCCGCCGAGGAGACGGCGCGCCCUGCGGCGGUUCAUGCUGAAGGAUGUCAUUGAGCGAUGCGUAUGGCACUGCGGCGGCGGCAGUGGGCGCAUCGCGCGCGAGACGGCCGCGGCCCACUACCGCGCCGUGUGCCGGGCGCUGGUCGCCGAGGCGCUGGAGCUGGCGUCCUUCCUCGCGCGGGUGCGCGUCGGGGGUGCGCGCGACCUCGGCGCCGCUGAGGACUCCGCCACGCACCUUGAUACUCUGCACUUCUCUGAUUGGGCGCGAUUCUGGAUGCAAGUAAUUGGAGAAUUGCGAAUGGGAGUGAAACUGAAGAAAGUUAACUACUCAAGAACUCCUAUAGAAUACGAAUUGACUCCGUAUGAAAUACUCAUGGACGACAUAAGGUCGAGGCGGUACACGUUAAGGAAAGUUGAUGGCGCGAUACCUCAAAAUGUCAAGAAGGAUGCGCAUGCAAUGAUACUCGAAUUUAUUAGAAGUAGGCCUCCACUGAAAAAGGCUUCAGAAAGAAAGUUACCACCACCGCGACGAGAAGUGACGCCGCGGGAACAACUUCUAGCUUCCAUCCAGGUGGGCCGGCAGCUCAGGCCUACGCCCUACUCGAGACGAUUAUCAACGAGCGGGUCCGGCAGCGGACCGGGCGGCGGUGACGCGCGGCGGGGAGACGUCACGCCGCACGCGCCGCCGCAGAGACGCCUCAUCAAAGUCGACUUCGACAACCUUGAGGAUGAUGAAGAUGAGGAUGAUACCGAGACCUGCGCAAGCCCUGAAACUUGCGCUCCGCAGCCCUUUCCUAGGCAUACAGCGCCACAGCAAACCGCUCCUAAACCUUGGAAAAGGACCGCGUAUGACCUCGCGACGCAGUGCCCCUCCCGGCACGCGUCGAUGCGACGUCACACCGUCACCCACCUCCCCUGUCCGCCCACCGACGGCGCGCAAUCGCUACCGCACUCCAGGCCAGGGUCAAGGGCGUCAUGUGCUGGUGCAGCGUCCCUCGCCAGCAGCGACGCGGACGUCCAGCUGGGUGAGCUGUCCUGGUCUCGGUCUUCCCUGCAGGACGAACUUAUCAAGUCGGUUAGUGGCAGCCCCACACACCCGCAUAAACAAUGGCAAGAUGCGAUAAUGUCCGACGACCGGCUCUCUCUGACGCUAGAAGAAAUCGUACACAUACGGUCCGUGUUGACUAAAGCGGAACUAGAAGUCCUCCCCGUCGAGGGUAGGGUUAAAGAAGAUGUUGAAAAAAGAAGGGUAUGCUUCCUAUGUUUGAAGACACGGUUCGGAAUUUUCGGCCCGUGGGGCCAGAAGUGUAAGCUGUGCAAAAAGACUGUCUGUCAAAAAUGUUGUUCAAAGAUGCGCAUCCCGACGGAGCACUUCGCGCACGUGCCCGUGGCGCUGCUGAGCCCGUCGCUGCUGCCGUCGCCCGACGACGAGCCGCACUCCUUCCCGCGCUCGCUCGUGGCGCGCCUCGUGUCGCCCGACCACAACGUGACGGUGGACAACUCGGUGGGCUCGGCGCCCAGCAGCCCGGCGCGGCGGCGCGCGGCGUGCUCGGCGCCGGGCUCGCGCGGCGCGUCCGCGCUCGGCUUCUCGGAGCCGCCGCCCGCCAUCGCGCGCGCCGACGGGCCCGGCUCCAUGCCCUGCGUUACUCACGUCAGGUGGUAUCUGUCCAGGGCGCGGUACGGGCGCGCGGCCACCAACGCGGCGACGGCGGAGCGCCUGCGCGGCGUGCAGAUGGCCGUCUGCCACGACUGCAAGGCUAUGGUGUUGCAGAUAAUCAAGAGCUCGCGCGCGUCGCGUUCAGCGUCACGCGACCGCGCGUUGCGGCAUCUCACGCUCGACCUCGCACCCGUCUAUACCGCCGACUGUUAG
Melitaea cinxia (Glanville fritillary) is the source of this 2397-nucleotide messenger RNA. RefSeq names its product protein spire (gene spir). Bases 1 to 2397 code for a protein of 798 amino acids. The transcript is spliced from 18 exons. Gene Ontology annotation, biological process: cleavage furrow formation; actin filament polymerization; Golgi vesicle transport. Lineage: Eukaryota; Metazoa; Arthropoda; Insecta; Lepidoptera; Nymphalidae. Gene Ontology annotation, cellular component: cytoplasmic vesicle membrane; cell cortex. The record is from RefSeq and is a predicted model, not a curated record. Gene Ontology annotation, molecular function: actin binding.